GUGUGCUGCUGGGAGGGAGAGCCUGUUAACAUGCUAUAAAUAUUUAAUGCAUCUGGAGGUUCAGGGUUGGCUACUGUCUGGGUCUCAGCAGACCACAUCACAGGCUCUAUGUUGAUCUAGUGAUUCAUAGAAUUAUUGAUUUAUUGGACUGGGACAGGGAUUGGACCAACCCGGAGGUGACAGGCCAUCAUGCCUCGGAUAGACGUGGAUGUGAAGCUGGACUUUAAAGAUGUCCUGUUCAGACCCAAGAGAAGCAGCCUGAAGAGCAGGUCAGAGGUGGACCUACGGAGGACGUUCACGUUCCGUAAUUCCAAACAGAGUUACCAUGGCAUCCCCAUCAUCGCUGCCAACAUGGACACCACGGGCACCUUUGAGAUGGCACAGGUCCUCAGCAAGCAAACUCUCUUCACCGCCAUGCAGAAGCACUACACUGUGGAGGAGUGGAAGGCUUUUGCAGCCAAGUUUCCAGAAUGUUUGGAGCACGUAGCGGUCAGUUCAGGCAGCGGUCAAGCCGACCUGGAGAAGCUGUGCAGCGUCCUGGAGGCCGUCUCUGACAUCAGAUUCGUCUGUCUGGACGUUGCCAACGGCUACUCUGAACACUUUGUGGAGUUUGUCAAAACCGUCAGGGGGAGGUUUCCCCAACACACUAUCAUGGCUGGCAACGUGGUGACAGGAGAGAUGGUGGAGGAGCUGAUCCUGGCAGGAGCUGACAUCAUUAAAGUGGGUAUUGGGCCAGGUUCUGUGUGUACGACGCGCAUUAAGACGGGAGUGGGAUACCCCCAGCUCAGCGCUGUCAUAGAGUGUGCAGACUCCGCCCACGGCCUGAAGGCUCACAUCAUCUCAGAUGGCGGAUGUAGCUGUCCUGGUGAUGUGGCUAAGGCAUUUGGCGCUGGAGCUGAUUUUGUGAUGCUGGGGGGGAUGCUGGCUGGCCACGACCAGUGUGCCGGGGAGGUCAUUGAGAAGAAUGGCAGAAAGGUCCAGCUGUUCUAUGGGAUGAGCUCUGACACGGCCAUGAAGAAACACGUAGGGGGAGUGGCAGAGUACAGAGCAUCAGAGGGCAGGACGGUGGAGGUACCGUACAGGGGGGAUGUAGAGGCCACCAUCAGGGACAUUCUGGGUGGUCUGCGCUCCACCUGCACCUACGUAGGAGCUGCCAAACUGAAGGAGCUCAGUCGCAGGACCACCUUUAUCAGAGUCACACAGCAGGCCAGCCACAUGUUCACAUAGUAGUAAAUAGACGGACGGACGGACAACAUGAACUUUCUUGUUUCAAUUGUGCUGAUUUAACUUAAAAUGUAAAAGUGUGAAUCUACAGCAAUAUUUAUGUGAAUGCAUGCGUUUUUUGUUGUUGUCUGUACACAAUAAACAGAAAGAGGAGAAACAGAAUGAAAUACCAACCUGGACUCAGGGGUAGACGUAACAUAGUAAACUUAUAUCCGUGACACUCCAAAUAGUAUGAUAUGUAACGUUUGGCAUGCUAUUCAUUUGUGGAUGCCCAUCUUCCAUUUCGUACAUUAUGUUACGAAUUUGCAAAACGUAUGAUAUGUUAUGAAUUCUAAUUUGUUGAGGCUAAAGUUAUCUAGGUGGCUAACGCUAAUGUUAGCCAGGUUAGGGGUUAAGGUUAGGAGUUAGGUUAAGGUUAGGGGAAGGGUUAGCUAACAUGCUAAGUAGUUGCAAAGUUGCAAAAAAUUGGUAAGUAGUUGCUAAUUAGAUCAAAUUCUAAAAUUGUCUGUGAUGUUAUUCAUACACACAGCCUUUGGGUUGCUUGAUGUUCAUGUUUUACACCUACCCAACCUGACCAACCACUCUACUUUUGUUUUUUUGUCAUAAGUAACCUUCUGUCUUAUGUAACCAUACCAAAUGUAACAUAUUAUAAUAAAUUGAGUGUUUCGAAAUCUGGAUUUACUUUUACUAUGUUACGUGUAGUCUAUGACAUCAGGCUGGAAAAACAGUGCUAGAGUAUGUUACGUGUAGUCUAUGAGACCAGGCUGGAAAAACAGAGUGCUAGAGUAUGUUACGUGUAGUCUAUGAGACCAGGCUGGAAAAACAGAGUGCUAGAGUAUGUUACGUGUAGUCUAUGAGACCAGGCUGGAAAAACAGAGUGCUAGAGUAUGUUACGUGUAGUCUAUGAGACCAGGCUGGAAAAACAGAGUGCUCGAGUAUGUUACGUGUAGUCUAUGAGACCAGGCUGGAAAAACAGAGUGCUAGAGUAUGUUACGUGUAGUCUAUGAGACCAGGCUGGAAAAACAGAGUGCUAGAGUAAGCAGCUGCUCUGUUGCUCCUCUUGAAAGACUAAUGACAGAAUUUCAGUUGACUCUGUUAUUUAUUAUUCUGAGUAUACAGAGACAAUACAUUUGUUCAUGUUCUUUUGUGUUUCUUUAAACAAAUUUGUUGAAAUCUAAAUGAAACGUUUAAAAAAUGACCACUGAAAUAUUUUGUCCAUAAACCUGCAAAACCUCUCUAAGAAAGAGACCAUAGAUCAUACAGAACAGAUUGGAGUAUAUCCUACAAAUUAAACCGUAAAACCACAGUUGGAAAAGCAACUUUGAAGUCUUCAAUUCCUCUUGUUUCCUGUUGUACAUAAAUGUUUCUCACACAUGAGGUACACAAAAAGUGAUUUCACAACCUUUUUGGGGGUUUGCGGACCAAUGCAUGAACAUUUAUUAAAUCACAGAUUGUACAAUAAUAACAAUGAUCCUAUUUUGUAUAAUAUCUACAACCAUGUUUAUAUUUUAACACAUACAUAUCUCAGGGUAAAACAGUCAAUGGGCGGUGUCUGUUUCUCUGCCAGUUCACCUGAUUAUUGGCAAGAUGCAAACAACAGUCUAAUAAUCUCUAUUCAUUCUAUUCUCUCUCUCCCU
This is a messenger RNA of Oncorhynchus keta (chum salmon), 2861 nucleotides long. RefSeq names its product GMP reductase 1-like. The record is from RefSeq and is a predicted model, not a curated record. Lineage: Eukaryota; Metazoa; Chordata; Actinopteri; Salmoniformes; Salmonidae. Gene Ontology annotation, molecular function: GMP reductase activity. Bases 190 to 1227 code for a protein of 345 amino acids. Gene Ontology annotation, biological process: nucleotide metabolic process. The transcript has 9 exons. Gene Ontology annotation, cellular component: GMP reductase complex.